GGAUAUGUAGCGGGCAGACCCAACCCCACGGCACUCAGCGUGGUGCUGGCUAACCUGGGCAGCCUGAUCCUGGUUGGCGACCCUGCACAUAGCAGGGGGUUGAAACUACAUGAUCGUUGUGGUCCUUUUCAACCCAUUCUGUGAUCCUAUGAUUCAUCAGGCUGUGAGCAGACACUGCAUUAUAUCGGGUACAAGUAUUGCUAUCGUUGCAAAUCCGCUCAGCAUCUAAGGGACACGACAUGCUCAGUGGGUGUUCAGGUACUCAGUGUGUCUGUGAGGGGUUCUGCCGUAUCUCCACGAAUCCAGAUGAAGAUGCGCUGGCACCGGUGGAGGCAGCGCAGCGCUCCCAGCCCACCACACCGAGGGGCGCCGCAGCGCAUGCGCACAUCGCGCUGGGGACCCGACUCCACGCGGAAGCAGCGCUCUGUCCGGGCAGGCGGAAGUGACGUCACGCAAGGGUUUGUCCACGCCUCGCAUCUCCGCCGGGCGGCGGGUGGCGCGCGGUGCGGUUGUCGUUCCGUCGGAGGUCGCGGUGGAGAAUGUCGGCGCCGCUGCGGCGCCUGCAGCAAGCGCCUCGGCACCUGCUGGUGUGCGAGAAGGGCCACGCGCGGCACGAGCGCUCCCGCCACGCGGCGCACGUGCGGGACCACGCCUACAACUGCCGCGUGUCUGUGCUGAUCCCCGAGUGCGGCGUGCUGCCACAAGUGCUGAAAAGCGCCGUGGCGGACCUCGGGGAGUACUACGUGGUGAGGGGCUUGUCCGUCCAUCAGCUGGUCGCUCACGAAUUCGUUGAGUCCUUUGUGAGGAAAGGUUCAUGCUAUGCACUUGCGUAUAACACCAGAAUUGAUCAAGAUAACACAGCAGCUUUACUACCAACUGGAAAACUAAUUCUGUCAGUAGAUAAAGAUACUUAUGAGGAACUUGGACUACAAGGCCGCCCUUCUCGGUAUUCUGGUAAAAAACCAAUGAGAUACAUUAUAACUAUUGACUUGACCGAUUCCAGCUUUCACCCAGAUGGCAAGAAACAUAAGAGGGUGCUUUGGGCCUUGAAAGAAAAGAAACCUUUAGAAUUUGACUUCUUACUGGCUUGGUAUAAUUCAGGUGCAGAGGGAUCAACACUGAUGUCAUACUUUUCAAAAAACCAAAUACAGGCCCUAAAGCCAAAAGUAACAUUCAGCACAUUAAGAGACCUGCAGUGUCCAGUGUUACAAAGCAAUGAACUUCAAGGAAAGCCAGAAGAGUCCUGCAGUACAGAGGAACUGUUUGAAUGGCUGGGUGCUGUCUUGAAUCAAGUUAAUCUAGAUAAUGUAUCUUCUAGUUUUUUGUCAACCUAUUGCUGUCCUCAGCCCAACACAAUAGUGGACCAGGCAUUUUUGUGCACAAUCACAGGCUUCAUAAUUCCUGAGAAGAUAAUUCAGUUACUGGAGCAGCUGUGUUGCUAUUUUGGUGAACCAAAACUGGCACAGUGGCUCACCUUAACUGUACAUGGCUUUGCAGACAGCCCUGUUUCAUGGAGAGAGAAUGAACAUGGUUUUCACAAAGGAGGAGAGAACUUGUACAACUUUGUCAUUUUUAGAAAUCUGGACUACUGGCUUCAGAUGGCUUUAGGAACUAAUGAUGAUUGUCCUCCAUAAUGCUGUCUACAGAAAAAGCAUUCUAGUAAUCCCAAGAUACUGUAUAAAAACAUAGUUUUUAUAAAAAAAUAAUUAGAUAAGUUAAAUCUUAAGAGGCUUC
This is a messenger RNA of Phasianus colchicus (ring-necked pheasant), 1734 nucleotides long. RefSeq names its product ribonuclease P/MRP subunit p40 (gene RPP40). Gene Ontology annotation, biological process: tRNA 5'-leader removal; endonucleolytic cleavage in ITS1 to separate SSU-rRNA from 5.8S rRNA and LSU-rRNA from tricistronic rRNA transcript (SSU-rRNA, 5.8S rRNA, LSU-rRNA). Gene Ontology annotation, cellular component: ribonuclease MRP complex; multimeric ribonuclease P complex. NCBI's taxonomy places the organism in Eukaryota, Metazoa, Chordata, Aves, Galliformes, Phasianidae. The record is from RefSeq and is a predicted model, not a curated record. Gene Ontology annotation, molecular function: ribonuclease P activity; ribonuclease MRP activity.